AUGACAGACUCCAAAGGUCCCCGCUGGAUAGGCGACAACCUCCCCUCCCUGCCCCCCGAACUGCAAUACGCCCAAGACCUGCCCCCCAAAGUCACAGAAAAGUACGUCCUGUUCUUCGGGUUCGACGGCCCGGAGCCAGAAUGCUGCUUGCAGCAAUGGUAUCCCUCGCCUUUUGUCGAGAAGGUGGAUGAGAGCGAGGCGAAGCGCAGCGGCACGAGCGCGGAGAGGAAGUUCAAGACGAGCGAGCAGUACAUGAUGUUUCACAAAGCGCUGUUGAUGGGUGAUGCCGAGGUUGCGGGGGAGGUGUUGGAGUGUCAGACGCCUGGGGAGGCGAAGGGUUUGGGGAGGAAGGUGAAGAACUUCCAACAAACCCUCUGGGACAAACACUGCGACGACAUCGUGGAGCAAGGGCAGUACUUGAAGUUCUCGCAGAAUGCGGAGUUGUAG
This is a messenger RNA of Neohortaea acidophila, 447 nucleotides long. RefSeq lists its product as uncharacterized. Lineage: Eukaryota; Fungi; Ascomycota; Dothideomycetes; Mycosphaerellales; Teratosphaeriaceae. The transcript has 2 exons. Bases 1 to 447 code for a protein of 148 amino acids. The record is from RefSeq and is a predicted model, not a curated record.